Molecule: messenger RNA, 5353 nt
Organism: Asterias rubens (European starfish)
Lineage: Eukaryota; Metazoa; Echinodermata; Asteroidea; Forcipulatida; Asteriidae
Product: KAT8 regulatory NSL complex subunit 1-like
Exons: 8
Coding region: 499-4167 (1222 amino acids)
Cellular component (GO): NSL complex
Molecular function (GO): histone acetyltransferase binding
Source: RefSeq, a predicted model, not a curated record
GUGCAGGGUAGAAUAGGACGAUUUGCAUGUAAAACAUAGUAGCAUGCAUUACGUUCAAUCAACGAUGCGAUAGAUCAAUGAAGAAAAUAGCCGCCAUUUUAGCCAAGCCUCUCGGUCUAAUUUGCUGCCAGGACUCGGCGCAAUUCAACGCGUAAUUGCCGUCUGUUCAGUUUGAGAGGUGAGGGUUACCUUCAUUUCGUCUUACAUUUGUAUUUGGAGAAGGAAAAUUUAAAAAAAUAAGUCAGCAUAGCCGACAAAAUUAAGGGUGGUUCCACGAUUCCGGGUUUGGAGAGACGUGUUUGCAGAAGGAACGUGGCCUACCCCUGGUCACGUGGUAAUUCUUCGCUUCUGCGGUUUUGCGAUGAUCUCUACUGACGGUGCAAACUUCUCUGUGUUUCCAGUGAAAUUGUCUGAACCUCUAGCCUCGGCAGUCGGCUCAUUUACCUCUGAAAGUCCCAAUGCCUUGGUGGUGUGACGGCCAUCCCCAGGCUAUGCUGCAUGGCUGCGAUGGCUCCAGCCUUGACCGAUGCUUCUGCCCACCCUUCUACCUUUAAGUUGCCAGUCUCUCCUGCGGAUCCUGGACAAGCUGGCUUCGAAGCUACCCCAAGUGAUCCGACAAGCCCAGGGUUACCCAACGGUCACUCUAACACCAACCACACGCACAUUGACUCUGAUCAAGCCAUCCAGGACUCUGGGUUUGAGAGAGGCAAAUUGGUAAAGCAAGGUAGUCAGAAUAAAUCAGGGAUCAAUAACCAUAGGUCAAAGGUCAGGCUUUUUAAAGCAAACUCUCAGAGAGGUAGAAUUCCUGAGAACUUGAGACUUCUUGGGAAGUUGGAGAGAGGAAAGGCAGUGGGAACUGGUACUUGUCCCUUGACAGCCAGGGGUCCUGGCCUGAACAACGGGGGCGAGGCUGUUGUGGACAACAGUAAGAAAAUGAGUAAUUCAGCUGUCUCUGGAACCGUUGAUAAGCAGCAAUCUUGUCAGACAAACGCCCAUGUAGCAACCACCAUGCCUCCAGAAACGUCAUCUCUCUCGUUGGCAAAUAAAACUGAUGCGACAGGUACUAGCAGUUCCACUGCCACUGCGGACUCUUCUGAAGCCGAAGAUGAUACGCUUGGUGGUGAGAUUAAGACCCACUGCUUUGAUAGAAUUUACAGUGUUUCUGAUCGGGAAACGAUUCUUAACUAUGGAAAGGUUAGUAAGCUUGGACGAAUGUUUCAAGUAGAUACAGUGGCCAGCAAUUCUUCAACACCUAAACUCUUGGCACCAGACCAAAUACAAUGCGCCAUUGAUCAGAGCUCUUAUUUAGCACAACGGGCAAGACAGCUCGUUCAAAAACUUAGAAGAUUGCAGGCAACUCACAUCAGCACCCACAGUCAACGGCAGAUCCAAAGCUUUGUUCAAGAACAGCACAAGAAUCUUGAAGAAAAGGCUGCUGAGGCUGAUGCGGAAGGUUGUCCAGAAUGUAAACGGAAUUCUUCAUCAAAUGUUGCAGAUGUUAAUAAUACAUCAACGUCACAGAAGGAGCCAGCCGUGAGCACAGGCCCAGAUGUCACUAUUGGAGAUAACCACCUACCUCGAACUUGUAAUCAUAAGCGGAAGCUUUUGCUAACAAGACCUACUGAUGUUGAUGUGUUAGGAAAUAUUUCAGUCAAGUCGGCAGUCAGACAGCUCCAAUCUAAGCUGGAUCAUGUAGAGAGUUGGGUUGACGAUGAUGAAACGGAGAGUAGCUCAGGAGGAGAGAGCUGUGAUGAGGGGGAUGAUACUCUCCCAUCUUACGCACAAACUCGACAAAAGCAUAAAAUACCAUUACAUAGGCGAGCUGUAUGGAAGUGGGCCGUGGAGAGAGCUUCUAUUGCCAGUCGCUGGACGUGGCUUCAAGCACAGGUAUCUGAUUUAGAAUAUCGCAUCAGACAACAGAGUGACAUUUAUCGCCAGACACGGGCUAGUAAAGGUGUUGCUGUCCUGGGUGAACCAUCCUCAACCGAAGAACUUAUGAAGGUACGUGUUAUGACGUCAACCAAAACCAAUCGGAAGCUUUCUCCAAUCGAAGCCAAGAUUGCACGGCUAGGUGGAUCCCAGGAGAUGUCCCCAUCAAAUUUGUCAUCCUUGCUGAGCAACGUCGACCGGCAGACAGCAAGGCUGAAGAAAUCUCUCCAGAACUGUGUAUCUCCUGGGCUUCAAUCGCCUCCAACAGCAUCUAGCACACCAACAACAGCUGCUGGAAAGAUGCCAUACACAAAACCUAUGAAUGGUAUUGUAGGCAAUUCAUCCACUCAUGGGAGUCCAGUGUUAAACAGCAAGUCAGCUUCACCAAUUGGUUCACAUAGACAACCGGAGACAAACUCAAUCCCUUCUCCAUCAUCCAUCAACCCGGAGGAACAUUACUGUGCAAGGACGCGACCCGUAUGGUACUUUCGCAAGCGAAAACUAAUCCGAACGAUGAACAUGCAUCAUUACAGCCGUAAGAGUCAGAAGUUGUCAUCAGUUCGGUGUGGUUGCUGCCCACCCCUGAUGCCUUGUGUGAUGUGUGGAGGUCGAUUUAAUCAUGUUGAAAAGCCAAAAGAACCAGAUAUGGCCCCACUUAAUGAGAGAGUGGCUCAGUUGGAUUACUCCUUUCAUCCAGUCUUGUCUUUCCCACAAGAUGUUCCACUUUCACUACAGUUUGAAGGAAUGAUGAAAAGCAACGAGUGGCAACGUAAACCACCACCCUCAAAACUGUCAAACAUGAAAAAGAAGCGUCGCCCGAGCACACCAACUGAAGGCAAAGAAGUACGGAAGACCACACGAAAGUACGAGAGGAAAAACAAAGAUAAGACAAAGCGACGUCAGAAUGCCGGUGAAGAGAAGUCCCUGAAAAUGCUCCGCAAACUGGCUGCCCAGACAAUGAAAGACAUGCGACAUGGGAGAGGGGAUGGAAAGAUCCUGAAACGUCCUCGCUCCAAAGCCAACUCUCUUCCAGGGACACCCAAGAAUCUGCUGACAGACGAGAUCAACAGGCGGUGUCGCACAGAUAUCAAAAAGAGGCGGGCUGCACAGCUAGCAAUUGCUGCUCUAAAGAAGACCAGAGCUCGUAGUCUCUCCCUCCCAAACAUCGAGGAUCACCUGUGCUUCAGUAGCAGUAUGUCCAGCCACUCUGGAACAACAACCUUAGGUGAUGGAAGUGGUGGCCUCUCCCACUCCAUGCCGUCCUCAUCCCUGCAAAACUUCCUUAAGCCAAGACGCCCAGGUGGUAACUCUGACCAGUAUGAUAUCGACAACAUUGUCAUCCCCUACUCGAUGCUGGCAUCGACAAGGGUGGAGAAGUUGGAGUACAAGGAGAUCAUGACACCAAAGUGGAGAAGACUGAGUGAAGGAGAGAAGCUUGCUGCUUGUUUGAAUCAUCACCUUCAGGAACAACAACAGCUCAUUCAGAAGUUGGUGGAAAAGGAAGAGGAACUCCUGGAAGAAGAGGAAGGAGAGGAGAAUUUGUCAGAUACGGAGAUUGCUGAGCGCCACGCAAAAUGUGAGAUCACUGAGCGUCAGAAAUACAUGACAAUUUUGGCCAAUCAGACCCAUACACAGCACCGUCGAGGGGCACGUCGAUCCCGCAACAAUAGUCAGGGUGGAACACCAGAACCCUACUCUCCUGAUGCUAAUCUGUUUGAGCAAAGCCAGCCUUCCAGUGUGAACUCAUCUAACGCCCCAUCCCCGCUUACCACUCAGGAUGCGUUGAGCCCUAGUGGUGCCCCCUCAUUGAGUAGCAGUAGCACCACCCAUCGUAUGAGAACUAGUUCAUGGGAGAAACGUAGAUCAUCCAGCGCUAGUGACACCAAUCUAGAGAACUCGAUGGUAGGCAGCUUUGAAGAGCUUGGCUUUGUGGAGAACCCUUGGCCCCACAGGAAAUUCCCCCUGGAAGAGUUUGAUAUUGCAGAGUUGGGUUCGGUGCAAGAGGUUUCAGAAGAAAAAGAGAAGGACAAUUCCACAACAGAGGGCGUUGCUGAGUUAACCAAGAAUGCAGUGAACAACAUCAAACUAGAGAGUGGAUCUUCAAGAAACAGCCCUCUGGAGAUGCUGGAUGAGUCAUCAGGUCCAGAGGAGAUAGAUGACCCCAAUGACCCUGAAUGGACGGUGGUGUCUCCGGACAAACAGCGUAGCUCAAUAGUCUUACGAUUAGCAAAAAGGUGAGGGUUGCUCAUGAGGAAUUUGCACUCAGGUAGUUCCUCUCUACUACAACAAAAAUUACCCUCUACACCUGCCAUUGUAUGGUUUACUAUUGUUUGAUACAUCAAAUGUUUCCCGAACAUUCUACAAGUCUGUGUUUUGAAAGAAGACACUUGCAAAAAAUAAAAAAAUUAAAAUGUAUUGACUAAAAAUUAAAUAAGCCAGAUGUUGAUUACAUAAAAUAAAAAAAAGUAAAAAUAAAAAAAUAGAGUCAAGGCUAAAGUUCAAACAAAACUUUUUUCUUGCUUUGUUGAAAUACUGUUCUAAUUAGACUUUGAAAUUGAAAUUUAUCAAACCUUUUUUGUUCACCGUCAGUGCCCUUUAAUCCUUUACUCUGUUGAAAAGUGUAUUACUUCACGCUAGAUUUGUUCCUAUGCAUUAGUGAAACUUAAAAACAAUUUUUGUAGUGGUAACCUUUAGCUCAAUGGGGGCAGUAAUUUCAACUGAAAAAUCACAUCAUUUGAAAGCAACCGGUAGGAGGUUUGAUAAUGCAUACUGAUUCAUACGUAGAACACAAAUGGACCCGGCCCACUUGCCCUCCCAGCCUCACUUUUGUUACACUGAUAGAACUGGGAGAUGUACGAGAUGGCUGUUGAUCAUGAAAGUCUGUUUGUAUGUCAUUCAGCAAUUCACUUCAAUACUGGGUGUGUGUUUGUAUGUACAUGUAGUGCUUAACUGACCUUGUGUAAAAACUCUAGAUUUACUUCAUAUGUCAUGGUUUGCAUGCAAGGUUGUGGCUUGGUACAAUACUGCAUUUGUCAUGGUUUGCAUGCAUGGUUGAUUUAAUAUCGAUUGCUGCAGCAGGUGCUGUACCUCUCAACUAAGUAGAAACUAUUUCAUGAGGAAGUGAUCUUUGUUUUCCAUAAAUUCUGACAAAGGAUCCUGUUGGCAACUUCUUUCCAUAAUUUUCCAUUAGACAAUGGGUCAUAUAGCUCCAAAUUAUAGCUAAACAAGAAGACAUUCGUAAAAUUGAUAUCUGCUGAACUAUUAUGAAGGUUGGCAUUGAAAUUCGUUUAUGUACAAUCCAUUCAGUCUUAUAAAAAUGUGUUGUAAAAAAAAAAAACUUUAAAUCAUGACUUGGUCAAGUUGAUUUUUGCUGGACACUUGCCAACAGUGCAGUGGAUAUUUUGAGCACUGCAAGGAACUUGUA